GUCAGAUGGUAAAGAUGGCGUCGUCAGGGACAGCGAUCCUCCGCCGCAUCUCUGCGUCUAUGGCCCUUUUACUCGGUGUGCUAAUCCUCCUGAGCACAGGGAGCUGCGAUGAACAGGUGCCCCUCAUCAUGUGGACAAGCGAGGGAGUUUCGAUGCCUCAUGAAUCUCCUCCUCCAGCGGGGCACAUCGUUGGGCAGCAGCAGCUGGCCUCUUACCUGGAGAAGGCUCUGAACACCGGCCCACAAAAUGUAGUUCUGUUCCUUCAGGACAAGAUGAGCAUAGAGGACUUCACCAUGUAUGGAGGAGCUUUUGGAAAUGAGCAGGACAGCGUUUUCCCCAACCUCAAGGGAGCUCUUACGUCAUCGUCAUCUCCUCUGGUCUUGCCUGCCGUGUCUUGGCCGGCCUCCAAUGCAGUGAUCGGUCAGCUGCAGGAUCAGUUAGAAACCACCCCUCUGUACAUGGACCCUGAGACCCUGAGUCAGCUGAGACUUAACGCCUCCUCGCCUGCUCUGCUCGUGUUCAGGAUGCCCUACAGCAUGGGGGCUGAUCUUAUAUCUGCAAAGGAGAUUCUCAGUGGAAAUGAUGAGGUGGUUGGUCAGGUGUUGAGCAUCAUGAAGACCCAGUCUGUUCCGUACACGGCCAUCUACACAGGCCUGCGCCCGUCCAGGGAGGUGGCGUCUAUUUCUGUGGAAGUAGAAUUGGGUGGAGGCCGCUCUCUGCUGCAGGCCAGAGGAGGAUACAGGGACAGGCAGAGGGAAAGAGAAGGGCAGCGGAAAAUCAUGGAGAAGGCUGAGAUCUACAGCCCAGUGGAGUUUAAGAAGGGAGACGAGACGUGCAUCAUGCUGUGGGCCAAAGGCCUGUCCGUGAGCAUCCUUCAGAAAGGUCGUUGGGAAGAGCAUGACCUGGCCCCGUCUACCUUCGGUGAAGGUGUAAAGCCCAGUCUCCAAGGUUCCAGUUGUGACAAAAGCAAAAGCAGGUUGGUUCUUAAUUAUGAGAAUGUCCUCGGCUUCCGAAACUUCAAACUGAUUCUUGUUAUGAGCCAGCGUCACUACAAGGUGUCUGCACGCCGAUGGUUCACCCUGGACAAUGUGGAACUAGAAUACGAUGGGAAGACGGCAGCGUUCAACGGCAGCAGGCACAUCUACGCCCCUGCCGAGUACUCGUACCGCUGUGAAUCCGUCACCAACUUCCGCUGGCCCCUGCUCAUCCCACGCUCAACCAAAGACCUAGCCAAUCAGUGGAGGGUCUCUUUUGAGGACUUUCAGAUCCAGGGCUUUAAUUUAUCCGGCACUGAGUUCUCCUAUGCCAGCGACUGUGCCGGCUUCUUCUCCCCCGGCAUCUGGAUGGGUUUGAUGACCAGUCUUCUCAUGGUGCUCGUGCUCACGUACGGCCUUCACAUGAUCAUGCAGCUCCGCACCAUGGACCGUUUCGAUGAUCCCAAGGGCCCCGCCAUCUCCGUACCGCAGACAGAGUGACAAACUUCCCCCUAACUUCACCUUCCAUUUGUCCUCCUUUCCGUCCUGCAGAUGCCUCCAUGGCUGCAGCGCUGCCCUUCACAUUCCACUCCCCUUUUCUAUGUAGUUAUAUUCGUGGCAUAAAGCUGACGUCAGUGGUGUUGUCAUAAUUUAUCCGUCACUGCACAGAUGUUGCAGUUAGAUGUGCAUCCUGAGAAAGAAGAAUACACUUUUCAGAUGAUCCCAUUUUUUUUUCCUCUCAUGUAGGUUUUUAAUUUCAGAGCAUUAUUUAAUAGAUCUGGAGACGCAUCAAUAUUUCCAACACGUAAGAGGUACAAACUGGGUCCAGUCCAGUCAGGCUGCCGUUUACCAACAACAGUAAAGCAUUAAAAGGGAAAAGUACAGGGAUUAUUACAAUUUAUGAAAAGUUAAAUGAGUUAUUAGAUGCUAUUUAUUGUCGGAACUGCUCUAAUCUGUAUGUGAGGAUUGUGUUUGAAUAGAGUUGUUGAAUGAAGGAAAUACUUUGGAUUAAAUGUGUUCAUGCUAUUUAUUGUUGAAACUGCUGUCACUUGUGUUUGAAUAGAUAAGUGAGAUAAAGUUGUUGAAUGAAGAGAAUAUUCAUUAAUGCAUUCAUUGCUGUGUUGUGUUGCUGUUGUAACUCCAAUAAAAAAGAGAAAA
Molecule: messenger RNA, 2132 nt
Organism: Cololabis saira (Pacific saury)
Lineage: Eukaryota; Metazoa; Chordata; Actinopteri; Beloniformes; Belonidae
Gene: atp6ap1a
Product: ATPase H+ transporting accessory protein 1a
Exons: 11
Coding region: 6-1475 (489 amino acids)
Cellular component (GO): proton-transporting V-type ATPase complex
Source: RefSeq, a predicted model, not a curated record